CUAAAAUCUCCAUAAAGGAGUUCCUAAUUUUUUGAAGUGAAACACUGCAGUAUCCAUUAAGCCAGAGUUGUAGUUUUUUAUAUUUUUAUUUUUAAUAAUUAAUCAUUUAUGCAGAAGAUGCAAAGUCAGGUUUUUUUUUUUUAAUCCCCUACUAUUCUAGAAGUGUCGCUUUUAUUUUGAAAAGAAUAGUACUUUGACAGGAAAUGUUUCAUGCCAGGUGGACACAGGCGCUAACUCGACACUUGAGAAACGUUGCAUGUGGAGUCGCCGUUUCCACAACAAUAACAGCGUUUAAAGUGAUGAGAGAUCCGUAUCUGUUGACGCAGCCGAGUGUCCGCCCGCAUCAUGUCCAGCAUCCAGGUGCUCAGAGUCCUCGUUAACGAGCGGCUGUCCGCGGCCGCCGAGGAGAUCUUCGAGGCGGUUAAAAAAACCAUCGCGGGCUAUGAGGAGGAGAUCCUGCUCUCCAAACGGGAGAUCCGCCGGCAGCGCAGGAUGCUGCAGACAGUUUCAAAACCAGAAAUAAAGAUAAACAAACACUCAGACCAACCACAGCUGGCUCUGUCUGUCUGGGACGAGGAUUUCCCCUCCGAUCAGCAGCAGCAGGAGGUGCAGUGUGAGCCGGACUGGAGCUCUGGUCUGGACCAGGAUGACCAGGAGCCUCCACAGACAGAGAAAAACCAGGAGGAGCAUCCCAGUAGCCAUGAGCAGGAGCAGCUUCAGGAGCUGGAGGAAGACAACACCAUCAGGAUCAUCUUCACGCCUCCGUACGUGAAGAGUGAGCUCGACCAGCUUCAUCCCAGUUAUCAGAGUACUAAAGGAGGAGGAGGGGAUCCUCUGCCGAGCACCUCAGCUGAGCAGGAACAGACGAAGGUGGAGGGCGACGACGGGGCUUCCUCCAGCUGUUCCGCAACCGACCACGACGAAAGUGACGAGGAGUGGAGGGGCAGCAUUGGGUCUCAGAGCGACGACAGCGACGACAGCGACGUCAAGGACAAAUGGAAGAAGAAGGAUGCUCGUCUACCGAUGGCCCCAAAACUGCAUCCGACAAAAAAGAAUAAAUCACGAAUCUGCUGUAAAGUCUGCGGGAAAGCCUUCCACGCCAACGUCUCUUUGGUGAAUCACAUGGAAGUUCACCCCAAGGACGUGUGCGGUGUCUGCGGGGAACAUUUCGAGACGGAGGAGAAAUUUAAAGUUCAUGUGAAAACACACGUGAAGGCUGAAAUCUGCAGCAUUUGUGGGAAAUGUUUCGGGGCGUCCAGCUCUUUGGAGACGCACAUGAGGGUCCACACGGGAGAGAAACCGUUCAACUGCAGCGAGUGCGGAAAAUCCUUCAACUGUCGUCACAACAUGAUGCGACACAUCAGGAUCCACACAGGGGAAAAGCCGUAUCCCUGCUCCGUCUGUGGCAAAUGCUUCAAUGACUACUCUACGUUGAAACGCCACCUGCAGGUUCAUUUGCACAAGAAGAACCUCGACCCAAAUAGUACGUCCGCAAACGAGAAUGAAAGCGGCAACGACAGCGAGAAGAAGAUCAAAACUUCGUCACUAAAGAAGCAGCAGAGCCGGACUAUAUGUGAAGUGUGCGGGAAAAUGUUCCACUCCAUGGUUUCCCUGGUUAAUCACGCCAAAAGUCACGCCACAGACCUCUGCGGCGUCUGUGGGACACAUUUCGAUUCAGAAGAAAACUUAAAACUUCACCUGAAAACUCACAAAAACGGGAAGGUUUGUGAAGUGUGCGGCAAGUGUUUCGACAGUCAGGGGAACCUGGAGAUGCACAUGAGGAUCCACACGGGGGAGAAGCCGUUUCUCUGCAGCGAGUGUGGGAAAUCCUUCAACUGCCGACACAACAUGAUGCGACACAUCAGGACGCACACGGGCGAGAAGCCGUACCUGUGCAACGUCUGCGGCCGGUGUUUCAGCGACCACUCCACUCUGAAGCAGCACAGCAGCACGCACACCGGGGAGAAACCACACCGCUGUGAGGUCUGCGGGAAAGGCUUCCACCGAAAGACUUAUGUGAGGCUUCACAUGAAAAGCCACACAACAGAGAAGUGACUGUUCUGUAAAUAUGGAGGGGUGUAAAUAAAGGCUUUUUAUAGGGUAAAUGUGCCAAAUUCGCCUUUGUCACCUUAGAACUACAAUUUUAUCAUGACUUUUCAUUGGCAGCAUUGGCCCUGGAUAAUCUAUGACCAUGUAAGAUUCAUGUUUACACUGCCAUAUGCUCAUAUUACUGCCAUGUAUAAUAUGAGAGGUGUUACUCAUGGUGACAGGAGGUUGGACCAUAAAAAUAAUACAGGUUUAAAGGUGUAAAAAAAAAGAAGAUCUUUUAGCCACUUGGGGGCAGCAAAACAAGCUUUAAACUCAGCAUAUCGCCUUAUGAAGCUAAUAAGACAAUGAGUCAGCAAUUAGUUUCUCAGUAACACAGAGAGAGAGCAAUGUUAUCCCAUUGGAGUUGUGUUUGUGUACCCCUGAUGAAUCUUAGUCCAGUAUUCACUCUCCUUUUCUCACUGGCCAUCUUCAGUAGAUUUAAAUUGCACAUCACAUAAGUUAACACACUUCACAGGUUAAAAUAUAACAUCAGACACAAAACUAUAAGACCUCAUACCUACAUACACACACACACACACACACACACACACACACACACACACACACACAGGCAGAAUCUGAAUUUGAAACGGGGAAAACAGAUUUAAGUCUGGAUUUGAAAAACUGUACCGUUUGUUGACCUUUAUCACAGCAUUCACACAUUUUGACUCGUCAUAGCAGGAGAAGCGCAGGUGUAAUUGAAAACAUUAAAAACACAGCUGCAUGCCAUUCAGCUGACAUCGUUAUCAUUAUUAGUAACACACCUGCUUUUUCUUGUUACGACAGGUUUAAGUAUCUGCUUGAAAAAUGGUGUGUUGCAAACAAGGGGAGCUCAGUGAGCAACAGAAGCUCUACCCCCAAAAAGAUUUUUUAGUUAAGGAAGGAUGUGAUGGAGUAUAGGGAGUCAUAAAACUGGAGAUGUAGGAAGGAGCCAAUCCAUUCAGUGUCUGGUAAGUUCACCUCUUCCUGAGAGAAAUGUCUGGCUCUUUAGCUGUCAAAUGCUCCACUAUGUUCCCCAGCUGCUCUCUGACUGUGUCUGUCUGCAGGUAGUGGAUAGUAGCUGUAUCAGAGCCUGUUUGAUGGAAACAGCUGUCUGCUGCUGCUGGGAGACUGAACCACAACAGUCAAGUCGUGGUUCAUAAAACUAGAACAAUGAUCUGAACAACACUAAACAGAUCUUACGGGAUUGGCCGCCCCCUUCAAACUGACUGAAAAUGUGCCAAAUGAGCUGAGCACCGUUUUCCCAAAAGCAUCUUAAGGCUAAAAUGGCCAUAACCUCAUUUUAAGUCUGUGGGAUAAGAUCGUCUUAGAGUUAAGAUUCUGGUUCCAGGGAAACUGGUUCUGGUUCGCCUCAACAACCUACAAGUCAUUACCGACAGUUCUGGAUUAAAGAAUAAGGUCAGAAAUAAUAUCCUGUGUUUUAGUCAUUGCUAACAAAUUCCAUGUUUAGAUCCAAAGCAACAAUGGAAGGAUGUUUGUCUGUAUUCAAUACUUUGACUCUCAGCAAAGUCAUUCUUUAGAAAUACCUUUUUUUUAUAUAUAGUUUCAUUUUAAAUGAAAAAGGUUCAGCUUUUUUCUCAAACAGCUGCUCACUGUAGAUUUUAUCAAAGAGGAGGACAUACAUGUGUAUAAAACAUUUUUUGGGACUAUCUUAAGCAGCGUAUUAAUCUACAUUUGGUGCCGUAGUGAGUGUUAGUGAGGCAGCAGGAUGGUGUGUGUGAGACAGUCAAAAUAAACUACAGUGUGUGUGUGUGUGUGUGUUCAUGUCGAUGAGGGAACAACAGUGUGGUUCACUGAUGUGUUUAUAAUACUUUUUGGAAACAGUAAAGCUCUAUGACUCAGAGGAAGAAGAUAUAUCAGGCUUUAGAUAAAAAAACAUGAUACUUGUUAGUAGUAGACAUUCAAUUUCGGUUUCAUUGGAUUAUUUGAUAAGAGAAAUACAGAUGAUAACCAGUGUUUUGCAGUUUCUUCAAAGUUUUGUCGGCCAGUUAUUUGAUGAUUGUAAAAUUUCACACUUAAGACGCAAAGUAGAUUCUGGUAGAAAGUGGAGACAGUUUACAGCUCGGAAUCACUUUAUCUGUAUAAAUUAUUUUUUAUGUCAUAGAGUUGCAGCGCCGUCUUUUGUAAUUUGUUAUAUACUGCCUAUAUUUCUAUUUUCAUAAUUUCACUCAGAUUUUGCACUGCAUAUACUUUAUAUUUUUGGAACAUUUUCAUCUUGUAAAUAUUUUACUUUCACUUUUAACAUACUGUAUCAUAUGUGCAACAAAGUUCCCCUAUUUGCAGCUUGGGAGAACUCACACACACACACACACACACACACACACACACAGGCGCUACCGAUCACUCUGAUGUAUGUACAGUAUGUAUUCUGAAUGCAGUCUACUCACAAUGUGCCUAUGACUGACAGACUUUUUGUUAUAUUCUCAUUUAUGUAAGUUUGAUCUCAUGACAUCAGAUUGUUUUAAUGCCAAGAUGUUAAAAAUUCUCUUGAAAUGAGGACUGACAUUGUGUAACUGCGGUGUUGAGCUCAGCCAAAGAUGUUUGCAGCGCUGCGUAACUCUGGCGUUGUGUUGGAAAAUAAAGUGUUUGUUCCAAAAGUUUUAAUAAACCUUCACUUUAGCUGA
Messenger RNA from Seriola aureovittata, 4712 nucleotides. RefSeq names its product gastrula zinc finger protein XlCGF57.1-like. The coding region runs from base 346 to 2055 and encodes 569 amino acids. The transcript has 2 exons. Gene Ontology annotation, biological process: regulation of transcription by RNA polymerase II. The record is from RefSeq and is a predicted model, not a curated record. Gene Ontology annotation, molecular function: RNA polymerase II cis-regulatory region sequence-specific DNA binding; DNA-binding transcription factor activity. NCBI's taxonomy places the organism in Eukaryota, Metazoa, Chordata, Actinopteri, Carangiformes, Carangidae.